Cetraspora pellucida is the source of this 360-nucleotide messenger RNA. The record is from the annotation of a GenBank genome assembly. Lineage: Eukaryota; Fungi; Glomeromycota; Glomeromycetes; Diversisporales; Gigasporaceae.
AUGGAGAACAGAGUUGGUGGAGUACCAGAACAUCCGGAACAUGCAAAUUUACAGGAACCACAGUUGACAGAACAUUCUGAAGUACAAAUACCAGCAAUGAAAUUAAGAGAACUACAAAAAGGAGCAUCCGUACAAUUUGAAGCAACAAAUAUACAGGUUCCACAACGACCAGUGCAAACAGAACCACAUUCAGGAUAUUGUUUAAUAAUAGGAGAGGCUAAGAUCACAGAGCAGAUGAUUAAAAAGACUCCAAAGGUUAAAAAUUUAAAUUCCAUCUUAAUUGUAGUGAAAAACAAACGUUUUGCAGAUAAUGAAAAUGGAUUUAGAAAAUCAAUAUUUAAUUUAAUUGACAAUUUGUGA